GACCCGAUCCACCGAACACUAACCACGGUUACACGGUUUUCGCCAAUUCCGUUAACACUCCGCGUCCAAGUCCGAGACAUUCGUAGUUUUCCGCACCGCACUCGAGUUCUCCCCGUCGUGAUUUUCGCCACGUGCGUUCGGUUUAAAGGGGGGCGCCUCUAUUUUUUUUUUUUUUUUAAAUAACAACAAUGAAAUAGUUUUCGUGUGAAAUUAGUAUUUUAUUUUUUUCGCACACCCAAGGAUACGCGUCCAGAGCACCGGCCCACAAACAGGAUAGAACGCGGAAUACUACCCAUUACCAAGUAAAUGUGACGCGGGACUAUUAGAACUUCCAUCAACCGCAUCGAACCAGAGACUUCGAGAUAGCUGGUUCCUCAGAUCACGAUCUACGAGAAGAAAAAAAGAUUCAAAAUCACAAAUUAUUUGCUACAAAGAAUCGUGAAACGUGUUAUUAACUAAUUACUGUAUCGAUAAUCAAUCGGAAAGAUAAAAUGCGACCUUUGUAGGUGGUUUACAGGCAGUGAUGCUGUUUUUCGCAUUUAUUGUCUGUGCAAUAGCUGUCAACAAUGUUUCAUCGAAAAUAGGAUACUUUUGGCACAUUACCGACAUACACUAUGACGCGAAUUACGUAGCGGCGAAUGAUUAUACGCGAAGUUGCAAGCGGUCUGCAAUCGAUCAGCAAGUGUUGGACAUGGAACGGCCCAGCCUAACGACCGGUAGCGGUAGGCUGGGUGACUACGGAUGUGACUCGCCGUGGACUCUGAUCCAGUCAGCCCUGAAGGCGAUGAAAGAGAAGCACGGAGACAACAUCGAGUUUGUGCUGUGGUCAGGAGACUCCGUAUCAUCAGACGUCGAGGAUUCGGCCGCCCGCGUUAUGGCCAUUCAAAACGUCACUAAUCUGCUCAUCCACACGUUCAGCAGCCAGUUCGUGUUUCCGGUGCUGGGUCACGACGACCCCGGGGCCCUCAAAGGACAGAUGAUCGGCUACACUGAGCUGGGAAACUAUUGGAGGCAAUGGUUGCCGACGGAUGCUAUACAGACGUUUAACAAAGGAGGAUAUUACACGAUUGAGCAAAAGGGAAACAAACUUAGAAUAAUCGCGCUCAAUUCAAAUGCAUUUUCCACAUUGAAAGGCCAUCAAAAUGUCAACCCCGAUGAACAACUUGAAUGGCUGGAAAAAAUCUUAAAUAAAUCUGUAAAAAACAAAGAAACAGUGUACCUGGUGAGUCACAUGUGUCCGGGAGCAAACGAGAGAGACCACGACGAGGCGCCUACGUUUCACGACAAAUACAGUGUGAAAUACCUGUUAAUGAUCCGGAGGUUUGCGAACAUUAUUGUUGGUCAAUUCUGCGGUCACCUGCACUCCGACACGUUUCGUAUCGUCUACGAUCAAAACAAGAAACCGGUGUCAUGGAUGAUGAUCGCACCGUCGUUAUCGCCUAACAAGUCUCCCGGCGUGUCCAACAACCCAGGUUUGAGACUAUACAAGUUCAACACAAACACGGGACACAUUUUAGACUACACGCAGUACUACAUCGAUCUAGAAUCAUCAACCAACGGCGAUCCAGACGAGUGGAGGAUCGAGUACAACUUGACACAUUACUACGGACUACACGAAAUUACGCCCAAGUCUCUGCACAUGAUAGCGGAAACGUUCCAGGAAGAAGAUUCGCCACAGUUCGACAGAUACAUUGCGGCCAACUCAGUGCGGCAGUACAAGCCCAAGGAUUGCAACCUGGAGUGUAGGAGAGCACAGUACUGCGCGGUCACCGAGCUCGACUACGGUAGGUUCCACAGCUGCGUGGAAACGGCCGCGGAGGCUCUGUCCGGGUCGGCAGGACCACCUUGCGGUGACGCGCUUCUCGCCGCGACCUUUGUUCUGCUGAUCGCGUUGACCCAACGCUACUACUACCACUAACCAGCCGUCGCCGCAGCCGCCGACAACUGCCCACCACCGGAGAAGGACGAAAACGAAAAAAAAAAAAUGUCCUUGAAAAAACGAUCGACAGCCUAUCGCCGUCGCCGUCGUAAUUUUCUUCUAUAAAUUCACAUGCCUACGUAAUACGUGUGUACAUAAAUAUAUUCACAUUUUAGCUUUAUGUAUUAUAGUUUAUAAUGUAACAUGAACGCCCUCUGUACGUGUACAUACGAAGAACGAAAAAGAAAAGAUAUUUUUUUUUU
Molecule: messenger RNA, 2181 nt
Organism: Sipha flava (yellow sugarcane aphid)
Lineage: Eukaryota; Metazoa; Arthropoda; Insecta; Hemiptera; Aphididae
Product: acid sphingomyelinase-like phosphodiesterase 3a
Exons: 13
Coding region: 524-1918 (464 amino acids)
Molecular function (GO): hydrolase activity
Source: RefSeq, a predicted model, not a curated record